This is a messenger RNA of Vigna umbellata (rice bean), 878 nucleotides long. NCBI's taxonomy places the organism in Eukaryota, Viridiplantae, Streptophyta, Magnoliopsida, Fabales, Fabaceae. The record is from RefSeq and is a predicted model, not a curated record.
UUCCAAGAACAUGGCAAAGAAGACCAUGAAGAAGACCAAGGGUCGUCAGAAGAUUGAGAUAAAAAAGAUGAGCAACGAGCAUAACCUUCGGGUCACCUUCUCCAAGCGUCGAACUGGGAUUUUCAAGAAAGCCAGCGAACUUGCUACCCUCUGUGGUGUGGACAUUGCUGUCAUCAUGUUUUCACCCAGUAACCAGGUUUUCUCCUUUGGAAGCCCUAAUGUUGAUCCUGUUAUCCAACGCUACACGGCGCAAGGUCCACCUCCGCUCCUCACGCUGGACCUGAACGAGGCUCACAGCACCGUGGACGAGGGAGAACUCCAUGCGCAACUCAACAACUUGUCCGACCAGAUGGCGGCGGAGAAGAAGCACGAAGAGGCUCUGAAACGUCUGAUGAAGGAUGUGGAGGAACACUCGUGGUGGGCCAUGCCGAUGGAUAGCAUGAACGAUGCUCAGCUGGAGAAGUACAAGAAGAUGUUGGAGGAUCUGAAGGAAUGUGUGAAUGAAAAACGUGAGAAGCUCCUCCUUCAGACCACUUUUGCUUACAACUCACCCACUCAGUUUCUCACAGGUGGAAACAACUCCUUUUCCAGUGUUGAUAACUCUGAAACUAUACAUCCGCCAUUGUCGUUGUAGAAGCGCAUGCCUUUUGUGUGAUUGACGGGAACAUUUUGUGGCAACUUUUUUUACGGAUUCUGACGUGGAAGACCUUCUGAUAUGAUGCCCUCUUUAAAUUCUUAGGAUCUGUUUGUUUAACUUUUGCUGUGGGACAUGGUUAGGAUUGAUUACCUAGGAUUCUAUAGUUUUCCUUGUCUUCAAUAAUCUUCAUCAAGUGUUGGUGAAGUGUGUGUUCUUUAUGUGCUUUUUGUUUUUUUGACAG